Callorhinus ursinus (northern fur seal) is the source of this 4038-nucleotide messenger RNA. The record is from RefSeq and is a predicted model, not a curated record. NCBI's taxonomy places the organism in Eukaryota, Metazoa, Chordata, Mammalia, Carnivora, Otariidae.
CAAAGUUCCUUAUUCUCUUGCUGUUAGCUGAAACUUUUUAUAAAAUAAAUUUGCUGUUUCACUUUUCUUUUAAAAAGCAAGCUGAAUUACUUGGAGGAGGAAAGCAGGAGUAAUAGAGGAGACAGAGCGAAGCCAGCUGGAACACAGAGACCUUCGGAGCAUCUUAUGGAAUUCAUAUUCUGUGGAAGAUACUUUGGGAAGUGCUGAAUUAAAGAAAAAAGUUUUUCUUUUUUGACAUCAUUUACAUGUCAACCAUGUUUUCUGAGUUACACCUUCACAUAAGUGUCUGAAGGAGAAUUGAAAAACAUCCUUGCUGCAUCAGAAAUAUAUUAACAAGCCAUCUCUUUGGGGAAACACGAUUCCUGGAGGGGUGGUAAUUUUAAACAUCUGACAUCCUCUAACAAUGACCUUGAGUACACAGGACAUUGUGCCUGUUUAUUUAGACCAUACAUCCCUAGAAUGUGCACAUAAAGAGUGAAGGACUCUUUUGAUCAGCAUGGAGAGAAAACUUAUGUCCUUGCCUCCAUCCAUCUCCAUACCAGAAAUGGAACCCAAUGGCACCUUCAGCAGUAACAACAGCAACGGGAACUGUACAAUUGAAAACUUCAAAAGGGAUUUUUACCCCACUGUGUACCUGAUAAUAUUUGUCUGGGGAACGUUGGGAAAUGGCUUUUCCAUCUAUGUUUUCCUGCAGUCUUACAAGAAGUCCACGUCUGUGAAUGUUUUCAUGCUAAACCUGGCCAUUUCAGAUUUCUUAUUCACAAGUACACUACCCUUCAGAGCUGACUAUUACCUCAGAGGCUCCAACUGGAUAUUUGGGGACCUGGCCUGCAGGAUUAUGUCUUAUUCUAUGUAUGUUAACAUGUACAGCAGCAUUUAUUUCCUGACUGUGCUGAGCAUCGUGCGUUUCCUGGCAACUGUUCAUCCCUUCCGGCUCCUCCAUGUCACCAGCAUCAGGAAUGCCUGGACUCUGUGUGGGAUCAUAUGGAUCCUUAUCAUGGCUUCCUCGGUAUUGCUUCUGAAAAAUGGCUCUGAGCAGAGGGGCAGUGCUGUAUUAUGCUUAGAGUUGAAUAUCAGUAAAAUUGUUAAACUGCAGACCAUGAACUACAUUGCCUUGGUGUUGGGCUUCCUGCUGCCAUUCUUCAUGCUCAGCAUUUGUUACCUGCUGAUCAUUCGAGCUCUGUUAAAGGUGGAGGUCCCAGAAUCGGGUCUGCGGGUUUCUCACAAGAAGGCACUUAUCACCAUCAUCAUUGCCUUGAUCAUCUUCCUCCUGUGUUUCCUGCCCUAUCACGUACUGAGAACCCUCCACCUGCUUGUGUGGAAAGUGAAUAAAUGUGAAGAGAAGCUGCAUAAAGCAGUGGUCAUCACACUGGCCUUGGCAGCAGCCAAUAGCUGCCUCAAUCCUUUGCUCUAUUACUUUGCUGGGGAAAAUUUUAAGGACAGACUAAGGUCCACACUCAGAAAAGAUCACCUACAGAAGACAAAGUGCAGCAUUCCUGUAUGCAUGUGGUUGAAAAAGGAAACACAAGUUUAAGGGGUUUGGAGGUGAGGCCUGUUCUUGUAUCCUUGUGCUGACCUUCAUUCACACAUAGUCCCAAAUGACCAUGUAUUUACACCAUUUCCAACGAAGGUCAAUCAAGUCCUACUCCAAACAUUUUAUUAGGUGUGUUUUCAGUGGUUGAGUCUAGAUGAGAAAUGUAGCAGGCAAAAUCUCCACUAGUCUUGCAACCUAAAAUGUUAGACUGGGAAAAAAUACUUAGCACAUUGUGUGCUUCUUUUCGUCAGAUUCUGUACCAGAUCUUGGUCCCACCAGGCAUUCUAAAUUAACUUUAAGAUAACCUCAGAUUCCCCAGCUUCUCCAGUUCCUCUUGCAUCUUCAAUCCCCUAAGAUAUAGCCAGUUUACAAAGCUAACGGAGGUUCCAGAGCAGAUAAGAAAAGCAUCCUCAGAAUUCACUGAAAAGACUUUGUGAAGAAGGCUGGCCUUUGACGAAGCAGAGUCAAGGUCCCAAACAAGAACAGUGAGAGAAAAAGGGAGAGAAGGACUGGGGCAAGAAAGAGCUGGUGAAAAGUAGGGAGAAGGAGAAAUUUCAUUUUGCACUGGGAAGGAGGCUCUAGUCCACUGAAGGCAAGAAGUUUCUCUUUGCCUCUCUUGCCAGGGGGCUAGAAAGGAUAGGAAGAGUAAGAAAAGGAACUGGGCCAUUGCCUAGGGGUGGAGGGAUUACGUGUGAAAUAGCCGAGAAGAGGGGGUUACUCUUGGGAUUUGGGUUUGGACUGACUUCACUGCAGUUCUGAGUCUUGCACAUUAAUCUAUCGGGAUGGGAGCCAGAAUAAAGGAGGUUGCUCUAAGUGUUCGGCAGGGCACUGAAAGAGAGGGUGGGGUGGAGGAUAAGUUGCAAAGGUGGUUGUAUCCCUGAAAUUCUAUUAAUAUUUUGGCAAAAUAUGCAUAGGGUGGCUUUCCUUUGAGGGAGUAUAGAAAAGAAAUGGAUAGUGGGAAGGGGUUCUUUCUGGCCACUGAAACAAAGCUAAAGAGACUACCAACUUCUACCUCCAGACCCCAGACCACUGUACCACCAACAAUUGAAUGCCCUCUCCAUGCUGGGCAGACUGUGCCAGACACUUCACAUUCAGUAAACCCCAUUUAACCCUCACACCAAAGUCUUAUGUUUCUAUUUUACGAAUGAAGAACCUGAAGCUCAGAGAAAUUAAGAAGCUUGUUCAAGUUCACACAGCUUGUAAGGGUUUAAAAAAUAUCUGUGAAGAAGGGUUAGCUGGUGCUUAUGCCACCACUCUCCCUACAAAUCUCCGGGAAGAUUGGUAGAAAGUGAAUAAAAGUUCCCUUUCCUCACCAGGCACCUACCUUUCCUCAUUCUCACAAGAUUUUCUCUUUGGAGUUAUUGACCUCAGGCAGAGUGGAGUGUGGGAGGGAGUUGGUGACCUCAAGCUAGGGAGAAAGGGAAUAUCUUCAUAGUAAACAAGAGCCCCAGGGCCCUUCCCUUACUCAGCUGUCAGAAUGCUGAUAGACUCAUAUCCUGUCAAAACAUGAGCCCGCAGGAUCCCCCUGUGGGGAAACUGUCCAACCCAAGAAAAAGACUAACAGAUACAGACUGUUGAGGAUUUCCCAACACAAAAGCCAGCACCUGCCCUAUUACCUACCUGAAAGGGAAGCUCACACUGCAACUAAUCCCUUCCAUUCAGAGAGCAUCUAGUCAACCUGUUAGAGUCUCACUCUUAACUAUGAACAGUCAAUGACCACUACACUUUGGGGGCAGGGGGUGAGGGCCCAAACAUGAAAAACACCUACAAAUAAAUGAGAGGGUAGAUAGAGACAUUUUCAGUGUGAAAGGUCUCAACACUUUUAUCACCCUUGCACUUUUUAUCAGAAACCCACUGGAGGAUGUGCUCCUCCAAAAUAAGUGAUUAAGCCAAGAUAGAAGAAAACAUGGCAUCUAGGAAACAAGGAAUCCAACACAGGAGAAAGGUGAACGACAUAAGAUGUUGGUGGUAGCAGAAAAACAAGAAACUAAUUGAUUUGCAUGCAUUGGAGGGAUUUGUAGUUUUCUUGAAGAACUUGGGAUGAACUAGUGAAAAUACUUAGAAAAAUAAGCAAAGGAAAAGACACUGUGAUCAUUGAAUGCUAGCAGAAAGAAACAGUUGUUUAAGAACAGAAAUAUAAUCACAGUACACUACAUGGCUCAGCUGUGAAUAAUGUUUACACAGAGAAUAAUGUAAAUAACAAAAUACGAUGAUAUAACUUUUUUAAGAAAUGAGAGGAUAUGUAUGUGGGGGAAGGGUGUAAGAAGUCUAGGUCUCCAUCUGCCAUCACAGAAAAUUCAUAACAACUAAAGCUAGAGAAUGAUAAAAGCUGUAGAAAAAUCUUAUUUAGCAAUAAGAGCUGCAGUCCAGAAGAAACCAUGAAAAGGACGGGCAGGGAUGGCCUCUGGAGAGUUUGGGGUGGGACAAUAGGGUGGAAAUUUCUCUUUUCCUUUUAAGAACUUUUUAGCCAUCUAACUUGCAAAUAUGUAUUGUUGAAAUAAAAA